This is a messenger RNA of Rhodofomes roseus, 1380 nucleotides long. RefSeq lists its product as uncharacterized. Bases 1 to 1380 code for a protein of 459 amino acids. The record is from RefSeq and is a predicted model, not a curated record. Lineage: Eukaryota; Fungi; Basidiomycota; Agaricomycetes; Polyporales; Fomitopsidaceae. The transcript is spliced from 7 exons.
AUGACAGGUGUCGGGCUACUCUCCCAAAUCGUCAACAUCAGGCGCCACUGGGUCACGUUCCUGAUCGCAGGCGCCGCCGCGCGCUGCCUGCUGAGAGUACCUGUACCGUGGGUCGUACUCGACGGCCUCGAAGGCUUCACACACGCGAACCACUACUUCGACCUUCAACGACUCCCUGUCCCACACCCCGCCUUUCGACGCCUCCCACCGUUCCAGGACGACCGAGAGAAUCCUUACGAACUGGACAUCUGGGACGAAGACCUGCCCGAACUGGAAAGCCGGGAACCGGGUCUAGAUGGUGAGAAGAACCCACCAGAAAUGCCGGCUGUGUCCCAAGACACCGUGACAGGUGUCACUACAGGGAUGCUGAGAACGACAGACCAUCAGCUCCACAUAACGCACCGCUCCACACACCCUCACAGGAUGACACCGUCGCUCAACAACCCACCGCCCUCCUCCAAGGGCGUCGUGACCCAGGGGCGAGGCACUUCGACCUCGCCGUCGCGCAACCCGUGGAACGCCUCCAUGGAUGCGCUCGGGAGGCGCAGCCCUAGCUACGCGGACGUAACGUCUGGACGCGCGUCGCCAAUGAUACAUCAGGCCGACGCCGCUCCCCAGACCGAGCAGACACCGGCGGCCGAGCCUACCGUGGUCGCCGCCGCUCCGCAGGCCCAGGCUGGCUAUAACAGCGACGAGCUGCAUGUCCUCGACAUCGAAAAGGCCCUCGCGACGCCUACGGCGGACUUCCCGGACCUCCCGCGUACCCCAGUCCGCGCGGUGCGCACCGGCUUGGAUAGACGUCCGGGAUUGCACCCACAGUCCCCCGGGGCGACGUCCCCGUCGAGCCCCCUAGCAAACGCCCUGCAGAAGAAGAAGGACAAGAAAACGAACAAAGGAAAGGCGAAGAUGACCAAGCGUAAGCAGAAGCUCGCUCUGAUCGGAAUUGGCCUCCCCCCGUCCUCCCCGCCCCCGCCGUCGCCCGAGGACGAGGAUGCCGUGCCCCAGCGCAUCCCCAGUGAGCCAAGAAAACGCCGCCGCACCUCGGCGCAGCUGGGCGGCGAGAACGACGACGUUCCCGCCGAUAGCUCGCGCCUCCAGCCAUCGCCUGUCGCCGCUCCGCCCGUCGCCCACCAUCGCACCGCGAACGGAGAGGACGAGCCCGAUGUCAACCACGACCGUGGACUGGACUACGGACUGACUACCGCCUCGAUCCUGGCGGCGGGUGGCAUUGACCCGACGCUGCUGACGGAUGCCCCGCCUACCUGCCCCACCAGCUCGCUGGCCCCGCGCACCCGCCUCGACAGGAACCGCGCGCCGCAUCCUUCGCAGGGUUCUGGCGUGCCGGAACGCAACCUGCCUACCGGUCGUCGCGCCCGGUAA